AGGAGACAAAGAGAUGAGAGCAGCCUAUGAAGCCAUGAUGCCUCAACUAAAGGAACAACUCGCAGAACAACAGAUUUCAUUCAGAUUUAUUCCACCUGGUGCCCCUCAUUUCUGGGGAGCUUGGGAACGGGAAGUUAAGUCAGGAAAGCAAGCCCUAAAGGUAGUACUGAAGGAUCAAACAGUGACUGAAACUGCACUGUGUACUGUGCUCACUGAGGUAGAGGGCAUCCUAAAUGCCAAACCUUUGGGAUACGUGUCCUCCGACGUGUCGGAUCCAGACCCAGUUAUGCCUAGCAUUCUCCUAAUGGGCCGACAUGAUUCCUCACUCCCACAAGUGCUCUAUGAUUCAAGUAAUCAAUUGGGAACCAGAAGAUGGAAACAUAGCCAGGUACUUGCUGACCAUUUCUGGUCUAGAUUCAUCCAUUACUAUCUCCCGAAUCUGCAAGAAAGACAGAAGUGGCGUAAAGAUGGAGGAGAAAUUGGUCUAGACCAGGUGGUACUGAUAGUGGACCCACAACUUCCACGUGCAUGUUGGCCAGUAGGUAAAGUGACGAAUAUUUUCCCUGGACUUGAUGGACGUACCAGAACAGUUGCAGUUCAGGUACACAAUCGCACAUAUGUGAGACCUGUAUCCCGUAUAGUCCCACUCCCUAAGCUUUCUGAUGAUCACCCUUUUGAGCCUACUAAUUAGUUAGGGUUUCUCACUGUUUCAAAUGUCCUUACUCACAUUUGGGGGCGGCUAUGUGAGAAAGCCCUAACACGCCCCCUAGUGGAAUGUAGCAUACACAGCUCAUUCAGGCGCAAACGUGCAGAGUCGGUAGCUGAAUUGCGAGUAUGAGUCAGGCUGGCUGGACUGUUUAUUCCACUUUGUGUAUGUUUUCUCCAGUGCGUGAAUGACUGCUGUUCAUGGCACUGUUUUGACAUGGGGUGGAGUCAAGAAAGUGGGGCGUGUUCAGCGGGCCUGGCCACGCCUCCCUCCGAGUGACAUCAUCAAGGCACUUAUCAAGGUGAAGCCAGACAUAGAGAAGAUGGCUAGAACCACUUUUGAUGUUUACACUCCUGUAAGUUUUGCUUAUCAGGCUCUGGAAGGAGAAAUGAACUAUGUGAUCAAUGUGAAUGUCGGAGAUGUGUGCGUUCAUGCGAUGGCAUCUGAAGCUCUCCCCCAUGGAAAGAAACUGACUGUGCUUAGAAUCCAGCACCCUAAAGUCCUCAGUGACCCUCUGAAACCCUUCUGAACACGUCUAACCGCAUGCAGAAAAUAGUCUGUCUUAUCUAAUAACAGACACACACAAUGAUCUGCCAUACUGUAUAGAGGAACUAUUGAAAACUGUUUCAUUCCUCAAUAUUAAACUCAAUAUUCAAACCCUCA
This is a messenger RNA of Ctenopharyngodon idella (grass carp), 1369 nucleotides long. Its product is annotated as cystatin-B-like. The coding region runs from base 894 to 1235 and encodes 113 amino acids. The record is from RefSeq and is a predicted model, not a curated record. The transcript has 4 exons. NCBI's taxonomy places the organism in Eukaryota, Metazoa, Chordata, Actinopteri, Cypriniformes, Xenocyprididae.